This is a messenger RNA of Penicillium manginii, 1374 nucleotides long. RefSeq lists its product as uncharacterized. Bases 1 to 1374 code for a protein of 457 amino acids. The record is from RefSeq and is a predicted model, not a curated record. Lineage: Eukaryota; Fungi; Ascomycota; Eurotiomycetes; Eurotiales; Aspergillaceae. The transcript is spliced from 4 exons.
AUGUCAGAGGGUCUAGGAAUUGAAGAGCAGGAUCUGAAGGCGCAAAACCCGCGCUUUCUGCUCCGGCAACCUCGUGCACUUCAAUGGUUUGAGCACGGUCGCUUGAUCAAGCGUCAUGACGAGGAAAGACAAGCUGGUCGCUUUGAGCUCUUUCUCGAUUUACUAUAUGUCGCGAUCCUAUCUAACUUUGCGGAUUUCCUCGCGGAGGACAUUUCGGGCGCAAAACUUGUCAAAUACAUAUUAGUCUUAGCUCCAUCGUGGCACAUAUGGAGCGACAUACGCGAAUUGAUGAACUCGUUUUACAAUGAUGACCUCCUCCAACGCCUAUUGAUUCUCUGGUUAAUGGCCGUGCUGGUCGUUUAUGGGAACAAUGCUCCACUGGUUGACGAGGAUAUCGGCGCUAUGCGCUCAGCAGUCGGAUCCUACAUGGUCGCCCGCGUCACGAGCAAUCUUGCGCAUCUUGUCUUCUCUUUCGCAAGCUAUCACCACCGUCGGCAACAACGGCUUUGGGUGGUUCUGUCGACUAUAUGCCUUUGUGUCUAUAUUCCCCUCUACUUCGAGGAUGUAUCGACUCGAGGCAAGAUCGCGGCUGCUGCGGUCGCGAUAUCGCUAGAGCAGAUCACUUGGGUUUUCUGCUAUAGUCCGGCGGCGAAGAAGUUGCUUCGCGUGAAGUAUUCAACUGCUGUGGAUAUUGCACAUGAGAUUGACCGUUUUGCAGCGUUCUAUAUCAUCGUUCUGGGUGAAUUUCUUUAUCUCAUCGUCAAAGGCUCAAAUGCCGCCAUUGGAUUCAAUGAGGGCCUCCUGCGUGCUAUCUGGACUUUGAUCAUUGCUUUCUGCCUGAAUUGGCUUUACACACAUGCCGACGGGUCCAUGGAAAGUACACACCCACUGCGACACAAUAUCUACACUGCGUUUUCCUUCGCCGUCAUACACUUGCCACUCAUUGCGAGUCUUUUGGCAGGUGGACACGUCGCAGCGGCUUCGGUAGCAGAAGAAGACUUCGAGGACGCGCAGCGGUGGUUGCUUUGUGAAGGCCUUGGUGUGGGAAUGAUGUGCCUUUAUUUCUUUGCACUGAUCCAUGCCUGCCAAGAUGAACCAGGCACAUUGUUGAUGACAAAGCACGUUCGUAUCAUAAUGCGCCCGAUCACCGGUCUCAUCACUAUUUUACUUCCACUUGCUCACCAUCUCAACGCCACGGAAAUUCUUUCGAUUAUAAUGGCCAUGUAUGUCGCCUGCUUGGUUUGGGAAACUGUCGGUUCGCUCAAAAAGGGAGCUUGCUUCUUUGAGCGAUGGAGAGACACCGAUUAUCCUGAAAUUCACCAACAGGAAGUGGGGCUUAAAGAUAAUGAGGCAGCGAUGCCUGAGUCGGGGUAA